Molecule: messenger RNA, 731 nt
Organism: Cuscuta europaea
Lineage: Eukaryota; Viridiplantae; Streptophyta; Magnoliopsida; Solanales; Convolvulaceae
Source: the annotation of a GenBank genome assembly
GCUCAUCCCCAUGGCCAUGAAGACAUGAACAACGACAUCCUCGAACAAAAUCAAAACCCUCCACCACUCGACUUCUUUCAACAACUUUUGGAGGGUCAACAACAAUUGCUUACGGGGUACACUCAAAUGAACGAGAACUACAUGGCUAUGUCAACCGGCCCAACCAAAUACAGGAGGAGCAAAGGGCCGGUUUUUAGCGAUUGGAGGAGCUCCGGGAAGCCGAUAGGCAUCGGUAUGAAGAAGACCAACGUAGGUUCUACGGACCUAUGUACUCUUACAUGGCACAGCAAGGAUCUUUUCAUACCAUGGCGAACCCCCCUCCACCACCCUCGUGGUAUAACCCCACUCAUUGGGGUAACUUUCGAGGAUCUGGCUCCGGGGGUGGAGGGUACGACGGCGGAGAUGGCGGGGACACAUACAUGGGAGAUGGCGGGCAGGGGAGCGGCUUCGGAGGCAGCUACUACGGCGGAGAAGGCGGGCACUAGGGACAGUGCUUGGUUCAAGUGCGGGGGAGAGACUCAUCAUGGCACUCGUUGUAUCUCUUUGAAGAAUAAGAAGAUUCAGAAAACAAAGAAGAAGAAGAAGAAGAAGAAGAAGAAUAGAGGAGGAGAAGAGAAGAUGAACACUAGAACGCCGUAAAACCCAAGAUGUUCUUUGUAAUUUGAGCUUAAAACUCAUUUUUGUUAUCCUUGGUGGUCUUUGUGUUUGUAUGUUGUUUAAACUGUGGAAAC